This is a messenger RNA of Hylaeus anthracinus, 656 nucleotides long. RefSeq lists its product as uncharacterized. The record is from RefSeq and is a predicted model, not a curated record. Bases 1 to 648 code for a protein of 215 amino acids. Lineage: Eukaryota; Metazoa; Arthropoda; Insecta; Hymenoptera; Colletidae. The transcript has 3 exons.
AUGCCACUUCCUGGAGACUUUCUGAAUCUUCCGAACAAGGAGUUCAACCAACCAUUAACAAAGAAAUCGCGCACACAAGUAACACGUGUGGUGCGUAUACUGGGGAGGAAAUAUCCCCUGAAGGAUACAUUCUACAAGUAUCUCAACAUCGGGGUUCGAAUCGGUGGUUUCUGUGACGUAGAUCUGGCUAUAGGAGACUCUCGUGGAAACGAAAUUAAAUUUUCUAUGGAUACGUGGAAAGAUCUCCUACGAAAGAGGCAUAACAUUCUGCAGAUUUUUGCUGAUACAUCGGGAACCUCGAGCGAGCCGAUAAGCAUUAAUGAUGUAACAGUUAAAUUCCGACAACUAAACGACGUAAAACUCGCAAAACUCUCAAAUUCUACCGUCUCUAUGUUCAUGAGUGAAAAAACCGUACAAAAGUUGUUCGCUUUCGAAUAUUGUAUCGAUCACAUGUACAAUUGGCUGUCUGAAAACUUGUAUCUGGUAGAAUCUAAGUACAACAAGUUUAUAGAAAUAAUAAAAAAUGCUGAAAUUAAGGAUUAUGCAAAGGCAAUUAUUAAACAUGAAAAUUUUGAGCGUCAUUCACUGAUUGACUCUGAAUUGUUAGCAUUAGGUUUAGAUGUAAUGUUGGAAUACAGUUAUCAAUAAAAGAAAAA